This is a messenger RNA of Salvia miltiorrhiza (redroot sage), 2886 nucleotides long. RefSeq lists its product as uncharacterized. Gene Ontology annotation, biological process: proteolysis. The record is from RefSeq and is a predicted model, not a curated record. NCBI's taxonomy places the organism in Eukaryota, Viridiplantae, Streptophyta, Magnoliopsida, Lamiales, Lamiaceae. Gene Ontology annotation, molecular function: cysteine-type peptidase activity. The coding region runs from base 1 to 2817 and encodes 938 amino acids. The transcript is spliced from 5 exons.
AUGGCAUCUUCUUCACAGGCGAAUGUCCCAUAUCUUCGUCGCGACACUAUAGACCAGACGGAGGUUGCUAUCAGCACCUACUAUAGGGAUUCACAUUUUCCGGAUCUGGUUGAAACUUUAAAUGUGGUCGGCGAACAGUGCAAUUCAGAUUUAUUGGGAAGAUUUAGAGCAUCAUGUUUUGGGCAUUUCACUGAUUGGAGGCCCGGCGCGAAGAGCAAUAAAGCAUUUCACCAGAUUGUAUCGAGGCAGAUUGUGUCAGAAGAAAAUGAGAUGUGCUUCUUUCUGUGCGGAGCACGAGUCAGAUUUUCCCCUGCGGACUACGCAUUAGUGACUGGGCUCAAUUUCGGGGGAUCGAGGUUCGAUGCGACAUUACAGCACGACUGCAGUCGCGUGGAGGCAUACCGACGAUUCUGCGGUGCGCGAAGCAUGACCAUACAGUCGCUCAUCAAACGCGUGUGCGAUUUGGAUCGUCGAGUGGAUGAUGAGGAUGGGAGCCUGUACCUUCGUGCUGUCCUCGUGUGUGUGGCUCACACCCUUGUUCUUGGGUUGGAUGCGCGGGUACAGCCGUGGCUUUGGGUGUUGGUGGAUGAUCUGGCUGCAUUUGAUAGAUUCCCCUGGGGCGCGUAUUCGUAUAAGAUGUUAUGCCAUUAUACGAGAGAGACAGGAAAGGGCGAGAAGUAUCACUUCUACGGUCCUUCGUGGGCUUUAUAUGUCUGGGCAUUGGAGCGCGUCCCGGGCUUCGGACACAUGGUCGCAGCAUCUAGCGGUGAUCCGACAGCGCACCCUCGGUGUUUGAGAUGGACUUUCAGGGGUAAGCCGAAGCUUCACGGUCUGCGCGAUCUAUUCGAGGGACAGGGUGGUGUCAUGCCCCUGGACCCCGAUGAUGACGAUCUGUCGAGUCACUACUUCAUAUCAGCGCUGACACCGGGCGAACUCUCGGUGAGCUUCAGGCCCCCCGACAACCCAUUAGCUCGGGGUGUCCAAUUUCCACAGGGCACCGGAGCCCGUGUUGUGGAGGAGCGCGGGGACGAGGAGGAUGUACCUAGACAGCCUCGUACGACUCGCAGUCACAGUGUCCGGGGCCCUGUGAGGGAUGCUCGACAGCACGAGCCGGCUCGUCAUUCAGUAGAUCCGGGCUCGCGCCCUGUGAGGGAUGCUCGACCCCACGAGCCGGCUCGUCAUUCAGUAGAUCCGGGCAAGCGCCCAGCGCCGCAUACUUCUUCAUCGUCGAGCGGAUCUCGGACUGUAUCCAGUCCCAGCGAGGGUGAGGUGGAUCGUAAGUGGGUGAAGAAGACGAUCCGUCAGGAGAUUAAGAAGGCCUUCGGCAAAUUCGUGGAGAAACUGAAGAGCAAGGGUAAAAAGGAUAGGUGCAAGAAGAGCAAACAUUUCCGAGUGCCCGACUCCCCUGAUGAUGAUGACCAGCGACGGUCCCCUGAUCCUCCACAGCCACGGUCUCCUCCACAGCCACGGUCUCCUCCACCCAGUGCUUCAGGGCCCGACGCUUCAGGGCCAAGCGUUUCACGUCCCUGCGACGACGACCCCCGCGAUGAGGAACCACGCCAUCCAGAGACCCAGGCCUACCCAUCACGCCCUUCAGAUUAUGCCCAUUCCCGCCCAGCAGAGACCCCGGAUUACAACGAGCAGUGGCGGGCCAUGAAUCAGUCUGUUCAGGGCGACUACACACCGGCAGCGCAGACUUUUGACUGGUCGACCCAGGUCUACCCUCAUUGGUCUUCCCCAUUCCUGAAGCCGCAGUAUAGCACAGAGACCCCGAUAUUCUUUGCUGAACCGCUCACUUCUAUUGCACCACAUGAGUGGGGACAGUCCAGUUCGGCAGGGCAGGCUCAGACGGAGGAGCCUGAGCCACAGGCAGAGCAGCCACAGGUACUGCUGCUGCAGCACCCAGAGCAGCCGCCAGCAGAGCUCCCGCGUCGCAGUCAGAGGGUGAGACGUCCGUCUAACUUUCAGAGAUCGCCUUGGGUUAAUAGCCAAAUGCCACGUCCAGUGACACAAACCUGCAGUGACCAUUAUGAGAAGUGGAUGGCUAGGUGUCGAGAGGGUAGGGGUCGUGAGAUUUAUGUCAAGGCAAGUGGUGGUUUGCGGGAGUACGACGACUUCGCGCGGGUGGAUAAUGUCAGCCAGGAAUUCACAACUGGGAUAUACCUCAAGAAAGAGUUUGACGCUCUAUUGGAUAAGUGGGCAGGAAGUGAGUUCGGCCCCAAGGAGUUUCAUGUAUUGACUAGUACAGCACUGGCUGAUGAUUGGCAGCCUGCUAUAGAGUGGGUCUGCCAAGUACGUGGAAAAUCACUUAAGGGCCAUGAACUUCCUCCUGGUCAUAUAGGAUGGAUGGAUGCCGCACAGGUUCUCAUGCCAGUCAUAAUUGGCCACCAUUUUAUCCUAUGUCGGAUUCGGUUAGGAGACGCCGUAUGCGAGGUCUAUGACCCAGUAUUCCACAAGCUAACACCUCGACAACAGAAUGAUCGAGUUGGUGAUUUAUUACCUUUACUGAGAUUGUUGCCAGCUGUCCUUCAGGUGUCGAGGUGGCUAGACGACACAUCCAUUGAUGCGACAGUGGCAAAGAGCAAGUGGCCACUUAUGACGGCAGUGUUUGCUCCAGCGGAGGUUCAGUUUCACCAGCAGGACUCUGUCAGCUGCGGGCCUUUCGUCUGCAUGUAUGCUGAACGACUGAUAUCUGGCUCUCCAUCCAUUGAGUGGGGUAACCACAACGUGGCGGCAUACAGGGCCAAGAUUGCUAGAUCUAUAUUUUCGUUGUGUGAAACUAGGACACAUCGUAUCACUAGACUUGGUUUUGCAUAGUUUUGUAUAUUGUUACAUUAAUGUGUGCUUCUAUUUGGUUAUUCAACGAGCAUUAUUUCCUGUAAAUCA